ACUUCUACUCGACGCAUUCCUAGGCUUCUUAGCUAGAGACUAUGCCUUUAACGCUUGAGAUAUUAGCCCAAAUUUACAUAAGGUAGCCCAUAUAGGCGAACGCCCUUCGACGUUGUUAGGUCUCUUUCGACAUGGCGUGCAGCCCGAAAAGGCCCGACCCUCUCCGCGACGCGGAGGCGCGUGUCCGGGCUCUUACACGGGAGGUUGGGACGCUCCGGGAGGACUUGCGACGCGAAGUCAAGCGGCGCGAGCGCGCAGUUGCACAGGCCAAGGAGCACGAGGAGGCCCGCCGUGAGAGCGAGGGGCGCUGCCAGGAGCUCUCCUACAGCAACCGCAAGCUCGCAUCAGAGCUCGAGUCCCUUCACGAGACAGCACGCGCGGGCCAAGAACGCGACCGCCGCGCGCUGCGAGGCCUGCGGGAGGGCCUAGCAGCAGUGGAAUCCGCCGUAGCCGCACGCGCCCGACGCGGCUACGCGCACGUACGGCAACUUCAGACGGCCCACCAGCAGCUGCGUGCGCUGCUCCUAGGCCUCGCCAGCUCCUGCUCCCCGCAUGCUGCCGCCGGCUCCUCCUCCUUAGCAGCAGCAGCAGCGGCAGGGUUCCCUGGAGGGGCGGUUGAUGCGUCGCUGCUUGCCAAUGUGACGGUGCUGUCCUCCGUUGCCGCCCCCCGAGUGGAGCAGUUGCUGGGGGCGGCGCAGGCGCAUGCGGCGCGGCUAGCGGAGCUGCUAGCGGGCGGGGAGGG
This is a messenger RNA of Astrephomene gubernaculifera, 742 nucleotides long. Lineage: Eukaryota; Viridiplantae; Chlorophyta; Chlorophyceae; Chlamydomonadales; Astrephomenaceae. The record is from the annotation of a GenBank genome assembly.